AUGAAGCACAGCCUCUUUGGAGGAGAACUGCAGCAGCCGCCAGCACCAGCACCAGGAGGAGGAAGACAUGCGCGACGGCGCCCGCCUUCGCCUCCGCCGCCUUCCUUCUUCGGGGCCACGGGCGGCGGCGGUCGCUCGGUGCAGCUGUACGGGUCUACGCCCUCCCUUACGCUCCCACGCGACCGCCGCCACGUGGACCCAGUCGCCACCAGCAGGGCCACCUCUUUGUCGUCCGACUCUGUCCCCGCACGCCCUCCUCCUCUCACCACGGCCACCACCACCAACGCCGCCACCACCACGACCACCACGACCCCGGCCAGGGGCGUGGUGGUGGACGUGGGCAGCGGGCUGCUGGCGGUGGUGAAGCCCUCGUACCACCACUGGAGGCAGCGGCUGCUGCAGCGCCGCCACUCACUCGAUCGCAGGGGCGCCUCCUCCACCACGUCCCCGUCAUUGCCGCCUGGACGCACCACCAACGAUGGGCCACGCGCGGGCGCCGCCGCCCUGUUUCCCUUGCGGCGGUCCCGAAGCGAGGGCGAGGAGCAGCCAUCUGAUGCACCACCACUGCAGCCCCCACCACCACCGCCGCCAGCAGGCGCCGCCGCCGUAGGAGGCGCAGAAAGCGGCGAGGAGGAGGAAGCGGCGGCGGCGCACCUGCAGCCCCGCCGAUCUGCUGCGUGCACUCCGCGCCAGCAGCAGCAGCAGCAGCAGCACACUGUGUGGAAGAGACGUCGGGAGAGGGGCCGCCCAGCUGACGGCGGCGACGGCGGCGAUGAGGCGUUGUUGCAGAUCCGUGCGCCCCUGCUACGAGCGGCGGCCACGGAGAGAAGCGGAAGCGGAGCAGCAGCAGGAAAGCAGGUGGCGGCGAUGGCUGAGAGAGAGCGGUGGGCCAGGGUGGCGCGCGCGCGGGAAGAGGCCCGUCGGGCAACGCGUUGGCAGAUCGGAGCGCUCGCGGCGGCGCGGCGCGAGCUCAUCGCGGUGCGCAUGCGGGAGCGGUGCCGGCAGCAGCGCGUGGAGCGACGCGCGGAGGAGCGGGACACCACGACCCGCCGGGCGAGGGAGGGGCACUUGCGCCACGUGGUCCUCCUCGCGCCCCUCCUCGCCCUCGUGCUCGUCCUCCGCCACGUGCUCCACCUCCUCUAA
Molecule: messenger RNA, 1143 nt
Organism: Acanthamoeba castellanii str. Neff
Lineage: Eukaryota; Discosea; Longamoebia; Acanthamoebidae
Exons: 1
Coding region: 1-1143 (380 amino acids)
Source: RefSeq, a predicted model, not a curated record